AUGUCUGGGCUGAACCUUUCCCAAGUUCCAAAGAGACCAAGAGAAUGGCCUUCGAGCAGGAGUGGCAGUUCUGCCAAUAAGAACAAGAAUCAAGUUGCGACAAGACGCAAGCAUCAAGAGAGAGAAUUGAAACCGUUGAAGAACAAGUUAAAAUCUGGUAUUCGUACCAAAGAAGGAAGUCACAGUACUAAAGACAGUAAAGCUAUCCUUGAAGCAAAGCACAAUCUAUGUUUCCAACAGAUUGGGAAUGAGAUGAAAGCUGAUUAUGAAGAGCACGAUGCUAUUCUGAUCGCUCAUUGCAUGAUGCAGAUCAAGGCCAAGUUCGAUACUGACAAAGGUCUGAACUUCAUUCAACAGUAUUACAUCAAUCAAGGACUCAAGAAGUUUGGUGAUGAUGGAAAGGAUGCUGUGGAUAAGGAAUUGAGACAAAUGCUCCUGAGAGAUUGUUUUACUCCCAAAUUUGUGAAAGACAUGACCGCGUCUGAGGGAAAGAAGGCCCAAUCAGCGAUGAUGUUACUCGAGGAAAAGCAAUUCGAAAAGAAAAUUAAAGGUCGCCUAGUAUACCGAGGCGAUGGAACUCAAAGGCAGAGAUGUAUGACGCUGGACGUACCUAACGCUUUCAUUCAAACUUAUAUGCCUGAUGCUAAGGAAGGAGAAGAUCGUGUCUACAUGAAAAUCACUGGCAUGAUGGUCCAGAUAUUGAUUGACAUGGCCCCAGAGUAUCGCAAAUACGUUGUAUUAGAGAACGGAAAGCGAGUAACCUAUGUGCGGGUACUACGUGCUAUAUAUGGGAUGUUGCAAUCGAGCCUCCUAUUCUAUAAUCAAUUUUGA
Messenger RNA from Cylindrotheca closterium, 831 nucleotides. NCBI's taxonomy places the organism in Eukaryota, Bacillariophyta, Bacillariophyceae, Bacillariales, Bacillariaceae. The record is from the annotation of a GenBank genome assembly.